Messenger RNA from Sphaeramia orbicularis (orbiculate cardinalfish), 843 nucleotides. It is a transcript of the gene fbxo48, whose product is annotated as F-box protein 48. The record is from RefSeq and is a predicted model, not a curated record. Gene Ontology annotation, biological process: SCF-dependent proteasomal ubiquitin-dependent protein catabolic process. The coding region runs from base 133 to 597 and encodes 154 amino acids. The transcript is spliced from 3 exons. Gene Ontology annotation, cellular component: cytoplasm; SCF ubiquitin ligase complex. Gene Ontology annotation, molecular function: protein binding. NCBI's taxonomy places the organism in Eukaryota, Metazoa, Chordata, Actinopteri, Kurtiformes, Apogonidae.
UGUACGCAUGCGCCGUGAAUUGAAAACACGCUGACGUCAUAUUCAUUACCAGCCGUUUGUAGACAUUUAAAGGGUCAGCUGUCAACACGGAGACGGUAACGGCUUCCACAUACUGUUGGACUCAGAGCGAUUAUGCAGCAUGACGCGUUGAGGACAUCGCCCGUGUUCUUCCUCUGUGAAGGAAAAUGCAUCCUGUCGUCCUCCACCGACAACCGCACCCCUCAGAAUUUUGCCGAAACGCUUCCAACAGAAAUGAGCGUGAGGAUCUUCGGCGAGCUGGACACAGAGAGUCUGUGCAGUGCGUCGCGGACCUGCAAACUGUGGCAUGACAUCAUUGAGGAGAGUGAUCAGCUGUGGAGGAGGCAGUGUCUGCUGGUCAGAGGGGUGUGUCAGCGGGAGGUGGACCGUGACCGCAGGGAUGGCCUCUCCUGGAAGGUGACCUUGGUGAGGAACUACACUCGCAGCUGUCUGAAGAGGGAUUGGCUGAGAGGACGAUACAGCAACGUGGCGUCAGCCAAUGAGCUGAGUGGCAGGAGGAUGACGCCGCUGGAUGCCGAGACAUGGGGCGAGAUCCUGCAGGCGGAGCUGGACCGAUGAACAUGUUUUAGACUUGUAUUCACAGCACAUCGAGCACUUCAUGCAACUGACUUUUAACUUGUUAAUAUAUAUUUUAUACUUUAAUAAUACUUUACUUUAAAUACAAUCUCCUGUACAUAUCUUAUUAAAAAAAGUGUAAGUAAAACAAGAUCAUGGAAAAGAAAGAAAAGAGCUGGAAUCAACAACAACUGAAUUUGUGAUGUAAAUAUAACUCAGAUGCAUUAAAUGCGACUUUUCUAAAGCUCA